UAUCUUUAUUAAUAUCCAUCUCUUAUCGCGAAAUUAAAAAAUGAAAGAAUAACGAUAUCAGGUACGAAAAGAAAGAUAAAUCCUAUUAAUGGUAAUCUUGCGAAUUCACACGCGAAUUUUUUCGCGCAGUCUCGGUACCGAUCGCAACAAUAUGAAGCAUUAUGUACGUUUACGUCGUCAAGACGACGCAAUUCGCUUUUUAGUACGUGUACUUGCCCCAUGUACUUAUCCUCGUCUUGACAACAAUCGUCGAAGAAAAAUCACGCUCCUACAUAAAAAAAAAAUGUCUUUGCAUUCCACACCUAUCCUAUAUUUAAAUAUGGGCGGUGAAAUGCUAUACAUUUUGCGACAGAGACUGAAGGCGCAAAAAAUCGACGCUGACAAAACAAUACAAGUAUUGGACGAUGUAACUGCUGCUUUACUCAAUCCUAAGAUAUUGUCGUCGAUAUUCGUGGAGUCACCAAUGAUCGGUGUAUCACACUUGCGCACCACCUUGGAGAAUGUUGUUCUCUCAUCCAUCAUGAAGCUAGAUAGAAAUAGUAUGGACAAACUAUUCGAUCUGAUGAUUAUGAUGGUCAAAUAUCAAUUAAAGGCAGCCACUGGACCAAGGGAGGUCAUUCUCAUUAUUCUGAACCACAUAGACGGGAUACGCAAUAUGGUCAGCGAUGCGAAUGCGCAAAAGUGCGUCACCCUGGUGCAAGAGAUGGUCGUUGACUUCUAUGGCUGUCUGACUUUCGAAGAGGUCUGGAGAGCACGGGAAAGUUGUCUAAAGGAAUUGGAAUCGUAUCAUGUACGAGUCUCGAUUCUCCUGCGACGUGGUCUACAGAAUGAGGACGCCAGCUUUAAUCUUACACCUCAUGGGUAUAAUGAGAGAUAUGUAGAGCACAGGAAUACUCUGGGAACCAUGAAGAUGAAAGACGUGAGCCCUGAAAUGUGCUGUGGCGGAUCUUUUGAUACUUUCGGUGACAGAAAAACAUUAUUAGGCAAAAACAUAUAUUUACCGACAUAUGGUGUAACAGGAAGGCAAGACAAUCAACAGUUCUUGAAAGAUUGUGGUGCGAAAGCGGAAUUAGGUAUGCUAGCUAUUCAGCUAGGAACCGAAGAAACCAAUUAUGAGAGACCAUUCACACUUAAUCUACUGUCAAAUGUGGACGAAGAGAAUGUAAAUAACACGAAUAAAAAAAUCGAUGCUGAAGGAAACAACACUAAACGAAACAAUGCAGAAAACGAGAAGCCAAAAUUGAACGAGGAUUAUAAAGCCAAACUGGACAAUGUAUACGCGGAUUUUUUCGAAGACGAACAGGAAACUUUGAAACGCAGCAUGGAUUUGCUCGAUCUCCUCGACGAGAUCGAAUGAUUUGACUGAU
Cataglyphis hispanica is the source of this 1367-nucleotide messenger RNA. It is a transcript of the gene OSCP1, whose product is annotated as protein OSCP1. The record is from RefSeq and is a predicted model, not a curated record. Bases 89 to 1357 code for a protein of 422 amino acids. NCBI's taxonomy places the organism in Eukaryota, Metazoa, Arthropoda, Insecta, Hymenoptera, Formicidae. The transcript is spliced from 4 exons. Gene Ontology annotation, biological process: transport. Gene Ontology annotation, cellular component: cytoplasm; plasma membrane.